AUGCUGUUUUGUAGUCGCAUUUUCCAACCCCUCUUUCGCAUAUUUCGUUUUUUUUUCUUCUCCCAGUACAUAAACGGUCUUAGUGAGAAAAUCAACGUGAAAACAACCCUCAUUCGUGCCGCUGGAUUUUAUCAACAACUGCUGGAGGUGAACGACCAACUGCCGGAUGACGUUCGUGUCACCCUGGGCUUCAUUCCGCCUCCGCCGACGGAUAACGUCGGUCAGGAUGCCGGUACUGUUGACCUCGAGGUUCGACCCACCUCCUCCUCUAACUCAGACGUUGAUGCAAUGGUGAUGCAUGACCCCUUCGCACCCGGCGCCGCUCAACCCACCACAUUCAUUCCCACUCAUAAACGGAUCCCCCCAGCCCGGAGGACCCCCUGA
Messenger RNA from Dibothriocephalus latus, 384 nucleotides. The record is from the annotation of a GenBank genome assembly. Lineage: Eukaryota; Metazoa; Platyhelminthes; Cestoda; Diphyllobothriidea; Diphyllobothriidae.